UCAUAUAUAUGGUUGUCUAUUUGGGGAAAUCCAUUUUUAAACAAUUGUAUGCUGAAUAUGGAAGCUAUAGUUUCUCUUGAUUCAAAUGUAUUACAUUUGUCAUGGUGCAUGGACUGUUUGCAACAGAACAUAGGAAUUUAUGACCAAGUCCAAAAACAAAUGCAAGCUGGGAAAGCUCAGACAAACCUAAUACAGCAGUGCAGACAGUUGCAUAUCACUCAAACAAAUGAGUUAAAGUAAUAAAUAUGAGUCAAAUAAAGUAAAACCAGAGAACAUGUAUGCAUAGCUAAGGUCGAAAUAUCGGAGUCAUUUUACUGUUUUGAAAAUUAAGCUGGAGAACAUUUGGCGCCAAUCGAACUUCCUUAUUUUGAAAAUAGUUUGUAACAUAUACCAUUUUGGAUCAACGUAUGCGUAUGAACAAGUGCCUAAAACUAAAUCAAAGACAGAUUAUUGUGCCUCAAUUUCUUCAGUGGGAGGAGCCGAAGUCGCCCAUUAUUAAACGGAAAUGACGAAUGACGCUUAAAACGACACGUUAGCGCGCGUUCGUGAUCCACAGACCGUUUCCCCUCCAACUAGAGAAGAGAGAACUCUUGUCGCAUUUUGAGAAGCGAGCUCUUUUUUUUAAACAUUUUUUUUAAAUCCAAGCCUGCAUUUUUAGACUGCAGGACCGAAGGAGAAGGUCUCAGGAAUUAAUUUUGUAUUACUACUACAUACAAACAGACUCGGCAAUGUUUGAGGCUCGCUUGGUACAGGGAUCCAUCCUGAAGAAGGUUUUGGAGGCUCUGAAGGACCUGAUCACGGAGGCCUGUUGGGACGUGAGCUCGUCGGGUAUCUCUCUUCAGAGUAUGGACUCGUCCCACGUCUCCCUAGUUCAGCUCACUCUCCGCAGCGACGGAUUCGACUCCUACCGUUGUGACCGCAACCUCGCAAUGGGAGUCAAUCUUAGCAGUAUGUCAAAGAUCCUGAAGUGUGCUGGGAAUGAGGAUAUCAUCACUCUCAGAGCAGAGGACAACGCAGACACACUCGCCCUAGUCUUCGAGACACUCAACCAGGAGAAGGUGUCGGACUAUGAGAUGAAGUUGAUGGAUCUCGAUGUAGAACAGUUGGGAAUCCCAGAGCAGGAGUACAGCUGUGUGGUCAAGAUGCCAUCGGGGGAGUUUGCCCGUAUCUGCCGUGACCUGUCUCAGAUUGGUGACGCCGUCAUGAUCUCUUGCGCCAAGGAUGGCGUUAAGUUCUCGGCCACGGGAGAGCUGGGCACUGGCAACGUCAAGCUGUCCCAAACCAGCAACGUGGACAAGGAGGAGGAAGCGGUGAGUAUUGAGAUGAACGAGCCAGUCCAGCUGAUCUUUGCUCUCAACUACCUCAACUUCUUCACCAAGGCCACACCCCUCUCCAAGACAGUCAUCCUCAGCAUGUCUGCAGACAUCCCCCUAGUGGUCGAGUACAAGAUAGCUGACAUGGGCCAUGUCAAGUACUACCUGGCGCCCAAGAUUGACGAGGAGGCUUCCUAAACCUCCCUGGUCCAAACUUCCAAUGGGGGGGGGGAUCUUGUUGGUGGGUGGGAAAGGGAUGGCUGGCUGACUUUGUCUGCAUCAUGGCAUCGCUAUGGUGUUUUAGUUUUAUCUGGAUAUGUUUGUUUAUCAGCAGUUUGACUGAACCAGUCUGAUUUUUAUAUAUAUAUAUAUAUUA
This is a messenger RNA of Oncorhynchus masou masou (cherry salmon), 1689 nucleotides long. Its product is annotated as proliferating cell nuclear antigen-like. NCBI's taxonomy places the organism in Eukaryota, Metazoa, Chordata, Actinopteri, Salmoniformes, Salmonidae. The transcript is spliced from 6 exons. Gene Ontology annotation, cellular component: PCNA complex. The record is from RefSeq and is a predicted model, not a curated record. Gene Ontology annotation, biological process: regulation of DNA replication; translesion synthesis; mismatch repair. The coding region runs from base 729 to 1511 and encodes 260 amino acids. Gene Ontology annotation, molecular function: DNA polymerase processivity factor activity; DNA binding.